Messenger RNA from Lactuca sativa (garden lettuce), 834 nucleotides. RefSeq lists its product as uncharacterized. Lineage: Eukaryota; Viridiplantae; Streptophyta; Magnoliopsida; Asterales; Asteraceae. The record is from RefSeq and is a predicted model, not a curated record.
AUGACGAUGAUAUUGUUCGUCUCUAUGAUGUACGAGUAUUGCACAAACGUGCUACUACAACCAAAUCCGGCUCCUAACCAGGCGUGCGGUGUUAAACAAAGAUCGCGAAGAAAGGCACGGACGUUUAGUUCACAAUUACUAUUACAUAUUAAAUAUACGUUUAGGUAUGAAUUUUUCCAAAAGAGAUAUGAUGUUAGAGGUAAGCGAGAAUUCACAAGGUUGCAGAAAUGUGCUGCUGCAAUUAAGCUUAUGGCAAUGGGAGAGUCGCGUGAUUCGAUUGACGGUUAUAUGAGAAUGUCUGAGAGAACUGCAAGAGAAAGUUUAUAUAGAUUGGCGAGGGGUGUUGUUGAAACCUUUGGUGACGUUUAUUUGUGCCAACCUCAGUUGAAUGAUAUACAACAACUAUAUGUGGCGCAUGAAGAAAGACAUGGUUUUCCGGGUAUGCUUGGAAGCAUUGAUUGCACACACUGGUACUGGAGAAAUUGUCAUGUUGCGUGGAAAGGCCAAUACGCAAGUGGUCAUCAUGGAAUGCCCUCGUUGGUUGCAUGUUCGAACAACGACAUGAACAUUCUUGAUCAAUCACUAAUAUUCGACGAUAUUUUGUCAGGAAAGGCACUGGAUGCUCCUUUCACAGUGAAUGGAAAUGAAUAUAAGUUUGACUAUUACCUUAUGAAUGGAAUAUAUCCAACAUAUUCCACGUUCAUAAAGGUGUUCCGACACCCAUUAACACCAAGAGACACAAUUUUCAAAAGAAAACAAGGAGCACGUAAGGUUGUGGAAUGUGCUUUUGGAGUUCUGAAGUCGAAAUGGCACAUGGUUGAACAUGCGACAUGA